This is a messenger RNA of Onychostoma macrolepis, 6268 nucleotides long. RefSeq lists its product as uncharacterized. The record is from RefSeq and is a predicted model, not a curated record. Lineage: Eukaryota; Metazoa; Chordata; Actinopteri; Cypriniformes; Cyprinidae. The transcript has 4 exons. Bases 2400 to 3992 code for a protein of 530 amino acids.
UCUCUUUCAAACGCUGCAGCUAGGGAGUUACCAUGGAAACAGGGCGGCAACUCUCCAACUGACAGCUGCAACACUGCGUCUCUCACUGGUGUUUUCACAAUUGGUCAAAUCGGUGUUGUUUUGAGCAAAUUAAUUGCAUUCCCGCUGAAAAACAAGCAUUCUAGCGUGAAAAUGCUUAGGAACUAAUGUGGUCGGAACCAAAGUUUACAGGACUGCGUUCUCAGGACUUCUACAUUUCGAUUGGUUGCCGCCCAACCGCGUCAUAGCUCAUUAUCAUAAAGUUGACCUGACUUCAACUCUCCUUGACGCCCUCGCCGUCCAAGACGCACCGCGCCGCUCUCGCCGGAGCUCGCCGCUGGCUCAUGUUGAAAAUGAAUGACUUCCGGCCACUUUGACGCUCUCGCCGGUGGCGGUGUGAACGCACAGUUACUCUGAGUAACAAUUCUACAACAGAAAAGAAGCUCCAAGAUAUCUAAAUUUCUGAAGGAAGCUGCUGACAGAGAUGUGGGAAACAUAGCACUUCGAAUGCACGCAAGAGGACCAAUCAGGAUCAACGUUCUUUGUCAUGUCUCCGGACUGCUCCAUAACAGCAGGAAAGAUUAAACAUAACGCUCUGACGAUGGCAGUGAUGGUAAAAUCAUCUGCUCAAAUCGAACCCUUCUAAGUUUCAAAAGGAGCGUCAGAAAAAAACCCUAAAACAGGGAAAGUUACAAGAAAAUUUGUAAUGUGAGCUGCUGACAGAGAUGCAGGAAACACAGGUGAUCUGAGAAAUCUUAUUAAAUAACUUUAUAUGCAUUUUUCACAAUAUAUUUCAACUAUAUCAUCAUGCAUCUGUAAAACCUAAAAAUAUGAAUUCUGGCAUCUUAAGAUUUUUUAUAUUAUUAUUAUUAUUAUUAUAUUAAUUAUUAUUAUUUCUGCAUUUCACCUCUGCUGUAGUUUGUUUAUUUCUAAUAAACCUGACAUUGUAUAGGGUAAAUGUACCUAUUAAGCUCACUUACCCAUUAAGCACACUUCCAUUUUUGAGAUCAGAUUAUAAAAUGAAAAAAUUAUUUAUUAUCCUACUUGACGUCUUAACCAAUUGUUACUAUAUACCUCCUAUAAUUUCAAGUCAGUCAGAUCAUUGCACACUGAGAUAUGGGUCUCCAUGUGUUCACACUAUCUGGCGGCCAUUUUGAAAGCUGUCUAAAAACUUUCACCAAAAGAGGAGCCCCUUAAAUGUGUGUUUUUUUUAGAUGUUUAAGCCUUUAUUUUGGUUAAGUUUCACACAAUUUAUGUUCAGACUUUUGCGUAUUAUAACCUGGAACUUAGAUGUGGGAAAUAAUUACAUUAGAUCCAAAAGAUAGUUUUAGCAACAUAGCUCAGAUGCUACAGAACACAGUUAGCUGACUAGCUUUAUGAAAUUGUGUGCUACGCUAACAAAUUUUAUACUGCUGUAAUUUUUUUAAGAUUUCAUAUUAUUGUAAGGUGAGCUUAAAGGGUGCACUGCUAUGAAAAUCACACAGCUUCAGUGUGACAUCAGUAAGAAAAAGUAUAAUUUUAUAGAUAUUGUUAAUAAUAGUUUCCUUUGUCUAGGCAUUCAGCACGCUGAGGAGGCUUUCGUGGAUGGUUCAUGUUCUUCUUGUGGGGACAUGACCAUCUUGGAGUUGCGUAAUAGACUCUGCUAUGUCAAACUCCAGGAGUCCCUCUGCAUCUGCCGCUAUCCAGCGUUCGUUCCUGAGUCGGUGCUGGAUCCGGUGGAGUCAGAGGUGAUUUGAGGAUUACGGUGAGGGCUUCCCCAAGAGGAGUUCCUCACCCCUCAAGUGCUCUGCAGCCGGUGGGGUUGCCGUUGUAGCGGGCUGGGACCUCUGCAGAGCGGGGUAUACCACCCGUUUCCUUCGGUGCUCCCCCUGACGACAUCAUCGGAGGGUGAGCUCUCUCUCUCUGGGGAUGACGACUCGGCUGCAUUGCCCCCUUCGGGUGUGGUAGCGUUGUCCGAGCCAGACCCAGAGAUGAUGGCUAUGCUUUCUCGAGCCGCCGAGAAUGUCGGGCUCAUGUGGAAUCCUCCACCACGUCCCGAUCCUUUGAGGCUGGGCGAGUGGUUUCUCGCGCUGAGAACCCCCUCCGGUGCUAUUCUUUCCGGAAGUGCAUGAGGAGCUUACAAGAUCGUGGAAGGCACCUUUCACUGCCUGAAACAAAUCUUGUGGCUCCUCCGCUCUCACCACCCUCGAUGGUGGGGCCGCUUUGGGGUAUGCGGGCAUCCCCUCGGUGGAGCGGUCUGUGGCCAUGCAACUGUGUCUAACAGCCGCUACCACUCUGCGGGGGGUGACCCGUGUCUCCCCUCGCGGGCCUGUAAGUAUUAGUCAGGUCUAACUGGCAGUGCUUAUAGAGCCUGUGGGGAGGUGGCUUCUGCCCUUCACGCCAUGGCGUUAAUGCAGGUCCACCAGGCCAAAGCCCUGAAAGAUCUGCACGAGGGUGGUCAUGACCUGGCGGUUAUACAUGAGCUGUGUGCUGCGACGGAUCUCGUGCUUCGAGCGACGAAGAUGACCGCACAGUCUCUGGGUCAUGCGAUGUCCACACUAGUGGUCCAGGAGCGCCAUCUCUGGCUGUGUCUCGCUGACAUGAAGGAGCAGGAGAAGGUACAGUUCCUGAAUGCUCCCGUGUCGCAGACUGGCCUUUUCGCCGAUGCUGUCGAGAGCUUUGCCCAGCAGUUCUCGGCAGCCCAGAAGCAGACUGAGGUGAUCAAACACAUCAUGCGCCGGAGGAAACCUGCUGCUUCCACUCUGGCUGCAGCCCCUCAGCCUGCUCGUCGUCGUGGGCGCCCCCUGCGGCUGCUCCCGCUCUCGUGCAGCGGCAGCAGCCUUCCACCAGGCUGCGUCGUGGAGCCGGUCGCAGGCAGGACGCCCAGCCCGUCCAGGCCCACACCAAACCUGGUGGCAAGCGCAAGUGCAAGAGGCCCUGAGACGGGUGACCCAGGGAUGGAGACUGCUCGUCGGGAGAUGGUGACCGCACCACUCCCUCCCCCAGAGGAGGGCCGGGUGGAGAAUCUUGUUUUGUUUUGUUUUUGUUCCGGUGCUGGUCCAGCAGCCAGCGGUACCCAAAACAUCAAUAAAAGAGCGGUUUCCUCAAUCUCUGGGUCUCAAGAGGAGGAGAGUGGUGAACCGUGCAUCACAGGAUCGCUUCCCUCCUCCUCUCUCGCCAGCAGGCAGCAGUGGGUUGCCCAAGAGCACCCCUCCUGCCCAUUCGUGGAACCAGGUAAGGGCGGUAACACUCGAGUCCCCGCUUCAAGUCGUCACACACCGGGCUGUCACAAGCCUCAAGCCGGGUUUCUGUGUUUCCUCCCUCACGAGGAGGAAUCAGGUGAGUGUUACACUGCACACCCAGGCCCCGUCCCCUGCCGUCACAGGCCAGGCCAUCACAGGUUCCGGGCCAGGUCCCUGUGUUCCACCUCGCUGCCCCACCGCGGGCACGUCGGUGGUCCCACUGGUCCCGCUGAUACGGUCUCUCGGAGCCUGGCUAGCACUCCCCAGUCCGUCUCUGUGGCUCCUGCGGACCAUCAGACUCAGCUAUGCGAUUCAGUUCGUCCAGCGUCCCCCCAAGUUCAGGGGCAUUCGGUUCAGUUCAGUCAAGGCUGUCGAUGCCCCUGUCUUGCGUGUGGAAAUUGCAGUCCUCCAGCCGAUAUGAGGUCGGGGUUUUACAGCCCUUACUUCAUUGUGCCCAAGAAAAGCGGUGGGUUACGACCGAUCUUGGAUCUGCGAGUUUUGAACCGUGCACUUCACAAGAUGCUGUUCAAGAUGUUGAUGCAGAAACGCAUUUUUGGGUGCGUCCGUCCCCUAGAUUGGUUUGCAGUGAUCGACCUGAAGGACGCGUUCUUUCAUGUCUUGAUUCUCCCGCGACACAGGCCAUUCCUGCGAUUCGCGUUCAAGGGUCGGGCAUAUCGGUACAAGGUCCUGCCCUUCGGGCUGUCCCUUUCGCCUCGUGUCUUCACCAAAGUCGCAGAGCCCUUGUUCCUCUGAAAGAAAAGGGUGUGCGCAUCCUCAACUACCUCGAUGACUGGCUCAUACUUGCACAGUCUCGAGAGCAGUUGUGCUCACACAGGGACCUGGUGCUCAGGCACCUCAGCCAGUUGGGUCUUCGGGUCAACUAGGAAAAGAGCAAACUCGUGCCAACGCAGAUGAUCUCUUUUCUCGUCAUGGAGUUGGAUUCGGUCAACCAGACAGCAUGCCUCACCCAGGAAUGUGCUCAGUCGGUGCUGAACUACCUCAAGACUUUAUCAGGCAGGACGGCAGUCCCACUGAAACUCUUUCAGAGGCUCCUGGGGCAUAUGGCUGCAGCUGCAGCGAUAGUUCCGCUCGGCACUGGCUCCAUGGCCGAGAUCCAAGGUGGGCGUGGAGACGUGGUACUCACCGGGUUCAGAUUACACCGGCCUGCCGCAAAACCUUCAGCCCGUGGACAGAUCCCUCGUUCCUUCGGGCAGGAGUGCCCCUGGAGCAGGUAUCCAGGCAUGCUGUGGUAUUCACGGAUGCCUCGGCCACCGGCUGGGGAGCCACGUACAAUGGGCACGCAGUGUCAGGGGUGUGGACGGGUCCCCAACUGCGUUAGCAUAUCAAUUACCUCGAGUUGCUGGCAGUACGCCUUGCCUUGAGCUGCCUCAGAGGGCGCCUUCGGGGCAAGGACGUUCUGGGCCAUAGGGUCAACACUGCGACUGUUGCGUAUAUCAACCGGCAAGGCUGAAGUGGAGACUCCAUCCCCAGGCGGUCCAGCUGAUUUGGAGUCGGUUCGGAGUUGCUCAGGUAGACCUGUUUGCAUCUCCGGAAACCACCCACUGCCAGUGGUUCUACUCCCUGUCUGAGGCAACGCUCGGCACAGAUGCACUGGCACACAGCUGGCCCCAGGGCCUGUGCAAAUAUGCGUUCCCCCCAGUAAGCCUGCUAGCAUAGACACUGUGCAAGAUCAGGGAGGACGAGGAGCAGGUGGGGAAGCACGAUCUGGUUGUCAGGUUUCUUAGGGGGGCCAGGAGGUUAAACGCUCCUAGGCCUCCCUCCCUACCCUCUUGGGAUUUGGCAUUGGUGCUAAGAGCCCUACAAACUGCCCCCUUUAAGCCUUUGCAGUCUGUCGAGUUGAAGUUUCUCUCUAUGAAAACCCUACUCCUGACUGCGUUGGCCUCGAUCAAGAGGGUGGGGGACCUGCAGGCAUUUUCGGUCGACGAAUCGUGUCUUGAGUUUGGGCCGGCUGACUCCAGUGCAACACUGAGGCCCCAGCCCGGCUAUGUGCCCAAGGUUCCUACCACUCCCUUCAGGGACCAGGUAGUGAACCUGCAAGUGCUGCCCCUAGCUUUGCUCUGUCCUGUACGCACACUGCGACAGUACAUGGUUGGAACUUAGAGCUUCAGGACCUCAGAACAGCUCUUUGUCUGUUACGGAGGACAGCAGAAGGGGAAGGCUGUCUCCAAGCAGAGGAUGGCCCACUGGAUAGUGGAUGCCAUCACCUUGGCCUAUGAAGCACAAGGUGUGCCCUGCCCGCUCAGGUUGCAUGCUCACUCCACUAGGGGUGUCGCAUCGUCCUGGGAGCUGGCUCGUGGUGCCUCGCUAGCAGACAUCUGUAGAGCUGCGGGUUGGGCUACUCCUAACACGUUCGAUAGGUUUUAUAGCCUACGUGUCGAACCGAUUUCCUCCUGUGUUCUCACCUCAAACGGGUAGUGGCACUGAGAGGCCUGGCUCAGAGUCGGCUUACGGCGUUCUUACGCCUAAUUCUCCAGAGAGUUCCUUAACCAGGCAAACCCUGUCGAGUCCUCCAGCACUCCGGCGUCCGGACGUGGCGGAGCGUCCGGUGCCAGGCCUUUCAGCCUAUGAAUUCUUGAAAUCUGAUGUGAGGCUAGUGCCCAUAUGAGAGACCCUGCUGGGAUCCCAUACAGUAUGUGUAUUCCACGGUAUGCUUAUUAGAGCCAUGUUUCCCCUGGCGGACCACGUUCUGCCAUCUCUAAUGAUGCAGCCUAAGCCAUCUCAGAGACUUCCAUGUGCGAUAGGGCCCUAAGGGGUUACUUCACAUGUCUAAAUGCCACUUAACCCCCUCUGGGAGGAGGUGACUCCGCAGUGUGCCUCUUCCGAAUGGAAGGACAUGCUUCCCAGUGAUUAUCCAAGUCCUACUCUCUGGGUUGCUCAAGAAAUAACAGUAGUUAACCUCCUCUGUGUAGAGCCCGGUCCUAUCCUCUGCCUUAUAGGAAGGAUCAGGAGGCCUACACAGGGUACUGGAAGGGGCAGCUCCUGUGGCGCUAACAACCUGAUCUCACAGA